Dermacentor silvarum is the source of this 1109-nucleotide messenger RNA. RefSeq names its product mast cell protease 4-like. Gene Ontology annotation, biological process: proteolysis. Lineage: Eukaryota; Metazoa; Arthropoda; Arachnida; Ixodida; Ixodidae. The record is from RefSeq and is a predicted model, not a curated record. The coding region runs from base 178 to 1038 and encodes 286 amino acids. Gene Ontology annotation, molecular function: serine-type endopeptidase activity. The transcript has 8 exons.
AUUAUUUUCUCGGCCGUCUAGACCUAUGGAAGCUUUAUAGAAACGUACAGAAGUGCAUCCUAACAACCGGACUCCGUGCUACUCCGUCGGAUGGUAAUAAAAGGCUUUGCAUUACAAUAGGUGUGUCGGAACGAGAAAUACGAAGACUCCUUUGAAGAAAGGUCACACACUGGAGUGAUGAAAUCGUGCAACAAGUGCUGUGCUAAAAUAUGUUUAACGCUAGUAGUUUGCCUGUGGUCAUGUUUUACGAUAAAGGCUCUGCGCUUUCCAAUCAACAGCAAGGAGUGCGGUCUUUCCGAACCUCUCGGUAGAGUAAUCAACGGGAAGAUUACAUGGAGGGCUCAAGUACCAUGGCUGGUGCACAUCUUCAGUGCGUUAGAAAGGGGAAAAGGAAUCCCAUGCGGUGGAAGCAUCAUAACUCAGAACGUGAUUAUGACAGCUGCUCACUGCAUGUAUGAAAAAUCUAAAGCGGGAAGAGUCGUCGUCUACUACAACACGACUAGUCUCCACGAUGACCAAUUCAUCGACGUGGAGCAGGCAAUGAUCCACCCGAAGUACAGGAACUUGGACUCGGGAUAUAACAUCGCGUUAUUAAAACUGUCCAGUCCUAUCAAGCAAUUUGACAGGUUUGUAAGGCCUGUUUGUCUCCCUAAACAAGGUGAACCUACCAAAGCGGGACAAAUGAUCAUAGCAGGAUUUGGUGACAUCGAUAUGAAAAAGAAACCAGCGGAUCGAAUAUUCUACUAUAGGGCGCAUGUUUUAUCCGACUCUAGUUGCGCCCAUGCAAUUUCAUUGCAGUGGAAGCGUAUUUCGUCAAGGGCUCGAAAGUUAUUCAUGUGCAGCAAGAACAGCCACGAAACGGCGUAUGCGGGUGACUCUGGGGACCCUGUGACGGCCUACGUUGGGACCAAGUCUGUUCAAUAUGGAAUCGUGACAUUCGGACACAAGCAAAAUCGCGGCCCGGCGCCUGUAGUACACACGCGGGUUUCUAUGUUUAUUAAAUGGAUCUGUGAGAUACUCCGGAGUAUAGACGAAUAGAAAAAGUCAAACUAAGCGUCACAAUCAUGGGACAUCUCAAUUUCUUUUUCAAUCAGACACAUGAAUAAAGA